CUGUCGACCACCAAGAAUACCCGCGCUGUAGAGAUGAGCGUAUUAGAUUACGCAGGUUAGUGCGUUUUAUACGAUUAGAUAUCUCGUUCAACUCAUCACAGAUCGGAUAAUAUACUCAGAUAGAUAUUCAGAUGAUUUCUUUGAAUAUAGACACGUAAUUUUACCAAAACAAGUUUUACGUUUGCUCCCUAGGAGUUACUUUGAAGCUGACGAUAGCGGAGUAUUACGUAUACUCUCAGAGAACGAAUGGCGAGGUAUGGGCAUCACACAAUCACUCGGCUGGGAAAUGUAUGCCACUCAUGGCACCUGAACCGCAUAUUUUAUUAUUUAGGAGAGAAAAGGAUUAUCAAGAAAAGUAUGGUGUCCAUGGGAAACCUCAAGACACGAAAUCAAAAUUAAGAAAGUGAGACAGUAUUGUAAAGAGAUCAAUCAAAUUAGCAUUAAUUUAAAUUUUUCUACAUUCCCAUUUAGGUAGGCACUUAUAUUAGUAGCAUCAUCGCUGGAUUAGGUUGAUUAAAUGACACUACCAGCUUUAGAAUUAAAGCAGAUAAAUUUAAAAUUAAAAUGCCUUAAUGAUAGUAAAUUAAGCUCUAGUCCAAACUCUGCAGUUCUCACUCCAGCCGGUUUUAUUCUGAUAGCUUCAGUCGAUUCAGUAUACUGUCUACCUUUGAUGGAAAUUGAUAAACAACCUAGGAUUUUAUUGAAAAAGUUAAAGGAUUGUCAUUCUAUUAGAAUUCUACCUUUAACAAGCGUGAUUUUACUCUCAGUUGAGAAAUCAGCAAGAUACUAUGAUUUGCGUCAAGUUGAUCAAACUUGUUUAAAAAUAUGGGAUAUUUCAACAAAACAUUUAAACGUUUUACCGGAUCUACGCACGCCCGCGCCGCCAGCUCUUGAACUAAAUUACGAAUUGGCACCGCCUACCCCAACCACACCACCUUUUACAACUUCCCC
Messenger RNA from Wallemia mellicola CBS 633.66, 951 nucleotides. RefSeq lists its product as hypothetical. NCBI's taxonomy places the organism in Eukaryota, Fungi, Basidiomycota, Wallemiomycetes, Wallemiales, Wallemiaceae. The record is from RefSeq and is a predicted model, not a curated record. The annotation marks the transcript as partial. The transcript is spliced from 5 exons.